Molecule: messenger RNA, 204 nt
Organism: Prunus armeniaca (apricot)
Lineage: Eukaryota; Viridiplantae; Streptophyta; Magnoliopsida; Rosales; Rosaceae
Source: the annotation of a GenBank genome assembly
AUGGAAAGAAAUCAAGCAGCUCUCCAGGAAGGACAUGAAUUAGAGAGUGACGCUACGCAUUCAGCCCAUGGCAACACCAGGAGUAGAUGUUCCAGAUCUGGUUCUAGAAGGAUAAACCAGAUACAGGAUGCUAUGCUCCGACAAGAGGCUGCAGCCCAAAGGAGCCAGGAUACUCUAAAUAACAUGACAUCCAUGAUGCACUAG